AUGUCCUUCUUCCUCGCCAACCUGUCCCUGAUGGACGUAUGCUUCGCCUCCACCACUGUCUCCAAGAUGCUGACCGACAUACGGACCGGCCUGGAUGAAUUCCUUCUGGCUGCGUUGGCCUAUGACCACUUCAUGGACAUCUGCCAAACCCUGGGCUGUGUCACAGCCAUAAGCUCCUGCUCCUCUGAUGAGAGCAGCCUAGGUGCAGUGUCAUAUGCAGCGGUGACCCCUCUGUUGGACCCCUUCAUCUACAGCCUUUGCAACCACGACCUUCACCAGGCCCUGCACACAUUCUUCUGCAAGAGGACUCCCUCUAUUAUGCAACAAUGUCAGAUCCAAGAGCAGAGGCGACACAGAAGGGAGAACGAGGAGAGGAAAUUAGGACUUAACAGAGAAGGCUGUCUGAGCCAGUUAUACUUUUUUCUUAUUCUUUCGGAUCUGGACAAUUUACUCCUGGCAGUGAUGGCUUACGACCGCUUCUUGGCCAUCUGCCGGCCAUUGGGAUACACCACGGCCAUGGGGUCCCGGUGCUGUUUCCUUCUGGUGGCCGCAUGUUGGGUCAUUACUAAUCUCGUUUCCCUGUUAGACACCAUCCUGGUGACAAAACUUUCCUUCUGUGCUGACCACACCAUUACUCACUUCUGUGACCUGGCCCCGUUACUGCAGCUGUCCUUCUCGGACACCUCCGUCAACAAGCUGGUGGUCCUGAUCGUGGUGGGGUCCUCCAUUUCAGUGCCCUUCACCUUUAUCCUGGUCUCCUACACCCACAUCGUCACUGCCGUCCUCAGGGUGCCCUCGGCCAGAGGAAGAUUCAAAGCCUUCUCCACCUUUGGCUCCCACCUGGCUGUGGUCUUUCUGUUCUAUGGGACCCUCAUUGCCGUCUACUUCUUGCCCUCGUCUAUGCAGUCCCCGCGAAGGACUCAGUGUCUGCGAAACUGCGACCUGCACCGGGUCAUGUACCAGGCUCUAUGCAACUGGGACGUGCUCCCAGCCCUAUAG
Molecule: messenger RNA, 999 nt
Organism: Tachyglossus aculeatus (Australian echidna)
Lineage: Eukaryota; Metazoa; Chordata; Mammalia; Monotremata; Tachyglossidae
Product: olfactory receptor 1361-like
Exons: 5
Coding region: 1-999 (332 amino acids)
Biological process (GO): G protein-coupled receptor signaling pathway
Cellular component (GO): membrane
Molecular function (GO): G protein-coupled receptor activity; olfactory receptor activity
Source: RefSeq, a predicted model, not a curated record